CCAGGUCUCGCCAUCACCGCCGGCCGUAGCAGCCGCCUCAAACCCCCCCCCCCGCGUUCCCCCAAUUUCCAAGCUGCGCUUGGACCCCCUUGAUCUCCCAUCCCCACUUCACCCUCACGUCGCCUCGCAUCGCCUCGCAGCGACGUCUAUCAGCGGUCUCAUCACGCCACGCCACGCCACGCCACGCCACAAGCAAAGGUACCACUUUGCCGGCUCAAUCUAAGGCUGAGGUUACGUCUCGCCCGCCACGCCCGCGUACACGGGACAUCUCUGCAAACCCUGUCGCCGCUGCUAGGGCGUAGGGCGACGCAGCCUAUCUCUCUAGCUUCGGCCUCGGAUUGUAUCUCAGGCCUUCUCUCCAUCGAUCAUCACCCUCCAACGACACACCUUCGAGCACCAUGUCCGCAUACAGAGGCGGGCCCCGCGUCUCAUCGAUUGGGUCGCCUGGUCCUCUUCGUGCAACCUCCCCAAGCCCAAACGACGUGAGCAACGGAAGCAAUGGCAACGCAGGCGCUGCUAGCAGUAGCAACAGCAGCUCGACCUCUGUCAAAGUCGCCGUCCGAGUGAGACCUUUGAAUCCCCACGACGCCGCGACGAUCCCUCCUCGAUGGCAGCGAAGCGUCCUCGCACCCAUCUCAUCCAACAGCGUCCAAGUUGAAGCAUCGAGUGGCCCGCCUCCCUCUGGCGAUGCAGCAGGGCCUCCCGCAGCUGGUGCGGCUCACAAGCGACAGCAAUUCACCUAUGACCGCGUUCUGGGCCCGCACGAGGGACAAGAGGAUGUCUAUGCGGCCGUCCAGCCAAUGGUCUCUCGCUUUCUUGAGGGGUUCAAUGUGACUGUCCUAGCCUACGGGCAGACAAGCUCGGGCAAGUCAUAUACCAUGGGCACAUCAGCUGCGGACGUCGACUUUGAGAGCCUCGUAGCAGGCAGAAGGCCUGAUCCACAGGUGGGCAUCAUUCCGAGGGCCGUCGCAGAGGUCUUUACGCAGAUGAAGCAAAUGCAGGCUAGGAACAAUGGAGUGCAGUUCACCGCAAAGGUCUCCUUCAUUGAAAUCUACAAUGAAGAGCUCAUCGAUCUGCUCAAUGAGACAGAGGGAGACAUGCGACCCCUCGUCCAGAUCAGAGAAGACAAGGCGGGCCAUAUCCUCUGGAGCGGCCUACGCGAGCCCAAGGUGCAAGGCGUCACCGAUGUCAUGAACCUUCUCUUGCAGGGCUCCUCUAUCCGUCGCACAAAUGAGACGGACAUGAAUGCUCAAUCGUCUCGCUCUCACGCCAUCUUCUCCCUCACUUUGACGCAACAAAAGUUCGUUGGCUCUGGUCCUGCCCCGCCUCCAAGUGCUUUCAAUGUUGGCGGCGCUGGCAGUGCGAGCGGCCGCACUACCCCGGGAGCAGGUGGGAGAACAACUCCGACAGGCCGUCCCAGUAUGUCGGGUCUGCCUCGUCCUACAUCGAUGCUUCCGCAACCACGCAGUCAUACCCCGUCGGCGCUGUCUGGUCGUGCUUCUUCAGCUUCCUUGCGACCUGCAAGCGUUCAAGGCCGCAGCGCAAGUCCCGCUGUUGGAGCCAGCGGCAACGCCUCGAGCAACGUCUUUUCGACGACGGACACCACGCAGGAUGGCGACUGGGUGACGAUCACGAGCAAAUUCCACUUCGUCGACCUGGCUGGAUCAGAGCGUCUGAAGCGCACCGCUGCUCUCGGAGAGCGAGCAAAAGAGGGCAUUUCCAUCAAUGCCGGCCUUCACGCCCUUGGAAAUGUGAUCUCUGCGCUAGGAGACCCAGUCAAGGCCAAGCGUACCACACACAUCCCGUACCGAGACUCGAAGCUUACUCGACUGCUGCAAGACAGCUUGGGAGGCAACGCAGUGACGAUGAUGAUUGCCUGCGUCGCACCCACCGAGUACAACGUCGGCGAGACGAUCAAUACCCUACAAUACGCCAAUCGUGCUCGCAACAUCAAGAACAAGGCUGAGCGCAACGAGGUCGAGGUCGGAUGGGAUGACGUCGAGCAUCUUCGCGCUACUGUGCUCAGGCUGCGCAAGCAAGUCGCCGUACUGCGUGGGUUCAAGGGAGGAGAAGCAGAUGCCGCUUCUCUGCAGGCAAUGGACAGCGAGAUCCUCCAGUGGCAGGGCAAGUAUACCGAAGCCAGCCAGCGCGUCUCGCAGCUGACGGCGGACCUCACCAAGCUGCAGCAAGCCACCAAGGGUAAGAAAGCUGCAGGCGAUGACGAUGCCGACUUCCUAGCAGCCGCAGAGCCCAUCAUCGUCGAGUAUGAAAAGACGCUCGAUGCGCUUGAGGGUCGACUCAAUCUUAUGAAGGCAGCCCUUAGCCACUCAGAGGAUAUCAUCAACGAGCAGGAGGGGCGUAUCUCAGAUCAGGAGGAGCGCAUGCUCAACGCAGAGCAGCAACUCGAGUCGCGCGAGUCCACCAUCGUCGAGCUUCAGGCACGACUGGCUAAGGUACAAGACCGCGAGUCCACGGCGGAAGGGUACGCUCGCGACCUCGAGACCAGGCUGCAGACGCUGGACAGCAAAGGCGACUCGGCGUCUGAGCAAUCGGCUGAGCUGCGACGAGAGGUUUCGAGGCUGCGAGAAGCAGAGGGGAAGCAGGAAAUCUACAUCAAAGAGCUGGAGGACCGGCUGGCCAAGGCCGACGCUUCCAGUGCGACUCUGGCUGCUCAGGUUGAGCGUCUCGAGCACGACGUGCAGAGGCGCGACGAGGCGUACAAGGAGCUGCAAGAGCGCCUGGAAAUGCUAGACAACGGAGAUCAGACAAAGGCCCUCGUCGAAGACUAUCAGCGCAGCGAGCAGUCCAAUCUGGAGCUGCGCGCCCAGCUCGAAGAACUGAAGGACGAGCGAGAUGCUGCUGUCAAAGAGAGGGGCAAGCUGCACGAUGCCGCGGCAGCGCAUGAGCUCCAUCGCGGCGACUUGGAGGAUCGCAUCCGCGAGCUCGAGGCAAAAUCUGUGCCCGCGUCUUCCACAGACGAUUCUUCCACGUCGAGAGAUGCUGCGCUCGGUGCGGCAGGGGGCAUCGUUGCCGGCGCCGGCGCUGGAGCUCUCGCUGCGACUGCCCACAACGGCAGCAAUGGCACGGACGAUGCUCUGCAGGCUGAGCUAGAGUCGCUGCGACGGCAGGUUGAAGCCUCAAGGAACGAAGAGAUGCAAGCCAAGGCUCAGGUCGAAGCUAUCAACGCCAAAUAUCAGGAGACGCUGACAGAGAUGCACACGCUCAAUCUUCAGCUCUCUGAGGCGAAGCUCAUGGGCGGCUCGACCGGAAUGACGCCCAAGCUGAAGAAUGCCGAGUUUGGUACUGAGCCCGAGGAGGAGCUCGAGGAGUUAGCGAACACGUCAUCGCCGUCAACGAGCAAACGCGGCAGCCUUCAAAUGACGCGGAGGAUGUCUGGCCAGCUUACCAGCCCCGUCCGUAACGUUGGGGAGCGCGAGCGCACCUCUUCGAACGCAGACGAGCAGCGUCGAUUGCAGCGGAGGUCCUCGGGCUCUUUUUUUGGGUACAACCCGCAGCAGGGAGGCCUCGACUCGCCCUCGAGGCGGGAACGACCGCGCUCCUUGUCGCAGCAAUCUUUGUCGCAGGAGUUGUUGCCGGCGCUCUCUGGAGGCCAUCGUCCCCUCUCGCUCUCGACGAGUGUGGGCGUGCCAGCGCUCUCAACGCCAAGUCAAGCGCCCGCACCGGGAGCCACGACAAGCUCGAACGCAGCUGGGGACAGUUCUUUACUGUCGCCAUCUCGAUCAUCGACCGCUAUCGCCAGAUCGCUUUCGGCGGGGCCGUCGACGCCCACAACGCCCACGGCGAGCUCUGACCGCAACAAGAUUAACAUGCUGGAGAAGGGCAUCCUUUCGCUGCAGGAAGCGCUCAAGAAGAGGGACGCAGAGAUUGCCCAGCUGGAGGCCACCUUCCGAGAGAACAGCAACAACAGUCAGACUCUACGAGCGCCUCUUGCCAACAUCAACACCGCUGCCCCUACUCCGGCGAGCGAGCGCGAUGAGUUCAUCGAUGCAGUGAGCCCCUCAACCUCUCAAUCUCACCUGUCCGUCUAUGAUACCCCGGGACCGCCCACGCCUAGCGGAGACGCAACCUUGACGGCAGCCUCGCCCUUGACUCCCUUGUCCGAGGGCGAAUUUGAGACGGUGAAGCAGUUGAUCGCCGAGAGUCAAGCCCAGCAUGGCGGUGACGUCGAUGGCAACUAUGCCAGUCGCCUCGACUCGCUCAUUCGGUCCAUGGCCCGCAAGGAACAAGGCCAUCGAGAACGCUCCGAGUCCCUCGCUGCGCAUUUGCAAGCCGAGCAGGCACAGCGCGAGGCAGCUGAGAAGCGAGCGCAGGAGCUCGCGCGCGAGAUUGAGGAGUUGCACUCUCGAAGCAAGUCAACUGACAGGGAACCCGGUCUGAGCACGCCCAAGGCUUCAACGCGGGCUUCUGCUGCGGAUCAAGAGCUUGUCACCGAAGAGCUUCAGCAGCUGCGCCGAGAUCUCGAGUCGGUGCGUGGAGAGCUCACGCAGCGCGAAAAGGCCUUCGAGAUUCAGCUGCAGAGCGUGAGGAACGAGCAAGCCGAAGCGCUCACUCGUGCAGGCGACAAGGGCGACUCGGACAAGGACCGUCAGCACAGCGAAGCUCUCGCGCGUCUAGUCGCUGAGCAUCAAGCUGCCACUGCUCAGGCUAUGGAGGAACACCAGGCCUCCAUCGAUGCCCUCAUUGCUGGUCACUCGAAGAAUAUGGAGUCGCGCGAUGCCAGCCACGCCACCGCCAAAGGGAAGCUCGAUGAGGCCAACGCAGCAUUGGAGGCGCUCCGUAACGAUCACGCUGCUACGCUCGAAGCGAUCCAGGGCGAGCAUGCACGCAAGACGGCUUCGCUGCUGGCAGAGAAAGACGAAGCGCAUCAAGUCCUCGUCGACAGCUAUGAGAGCAGGCUCGCAGAGCUAGGCCAGCAUCAUGACGAUGAGCUCGUACGCCUACACGAUGAGCAUGAGUCUACCCUCAGCAACCACAAAACCGAGGCCGCAGCGGCUCUCGCAUCAGCGACGGCUGCGGCCGCAGCAACGGCAGCAGUGAACACGUCAGGCGAAGACGACGAGGUCGAGCAGCUCAAGAACACGCAUGAGAAGGCCAUUUCUGAGCUGCAAUCUCGCCUCGAUGCGGACCGACAGCAAGCCCUCGCUGACGCCCAUGCUGCGUACACCAAUGAGAAGCAGCGAGUUGCCGACGAGCACGAGGCGCGUAUCGCCGAUCUCCAGCGGCAACAUACGCAGAGCAUGGACCAAGUCACCAAGCGUCUCUCAACCUUCCGCGACGUCCACGGCGAGAUGGUCGACGUCGACGCACUUCGCCUAGAUCUGUCUGAGACCAGCGAUGCCCUCGUCACGCUCGAGGAUGCUCUCACCAGCGUUACAUCCGAGCGCGACGAGCUCGCUGCUCAGGUGCAGAAGCUGGAAGCCGCACACAACUCUGAUGCCCGCGCAGAGGCUGAGAGCUUGCGUCGAGAGCUAGAGAAUCACAAGCUGUCCGUGGCCAAUCUCAAGACAGAAUUACUUCGUGCAAAGAGCGAGAUUCAGCAAUUGAGCGAGGAGCGCAUAGACGGUGGCCGUACUUCACGCGACGGGCACGUCGAGACGGGUGGCAAUGCCGGCCAUUUCCCUUCGUCAAUGGGUGGCACCAUCAACGGUGGCAGCUUUCGCGGCAGCAAGGGCGCUCUCCCGCCUCCUACGCCCCCGCCAAGUAUGCCAGUACCUCCGACACCAAGCGGUCAGCGCGCAUCUCUCGGCGCUCGGGCGUCCCUCUCAUCUCUGAUGACUCGCUCCGACUCACCAGAUCAAGCUCGUUCUUCCGGAACAACCAGCGGUGGCGGACACGGUGGCCCGUCCCUCUCGCGCUCCUCAUCCGCCACGUCCAUGUACACGCAAACGAACAGCAUCAACGGCAUGACCAACUCAGACGCAAAGAAGCUUCUCGCUGAGCAGUCUGAAGAGCUCAAAAGCCUUGCCAAGCAGCUCGCGCACUGCGAGGCCGACCUACAAGCCAACAUCGACCUCGUCUCCACCCUCGAGGCCGCCCUCAACGACAGCGAGCGUAACCUGCGCAAGUCGCGCGUGCAGCUCACCGAGGUAGGCAGGGAGCGUGAUCGCUACUCGAGCCAAGCAGAUGAUUUGCGUCAGCAAUUGCAGGCGGCGCAGAAGGAGGUGGACAGCGUGAGGAAUAGCGUCAUUCUGGAGAAGCAGGAGUUCGAGCAAAAGAUUUCAAAGUUGCACAAGGAGAAGGCCGCUAAGGAAUUGGAGGCGAGGAUGGAGGAGAUGAACAGGAGGAAGAGCAGCCGCUUCCUUUGCAUGUGAGGCGGCUACGGCCUGCUGCCCUGUCCUUGUUGCUGGUCACUCUGCCCCAUCCUUUGCUCGUGUGAGUAUAUAUUGCGCCACCUCGCGCUCCGUCUCAAGUUACCCC
Molecule: messenger RNA, 6438 nt
Organism: Jaminaea rosea
Lineage: Eukaryota; Fungi; Basidiomycota; Exobasidiomycetes; Microstromatales
Product: kinesin-domain-containing protein
Exons: 3
Coding region: 399-6332 (1977 amino acids)
Biological process (GO): microtubule-based movement; mitotic spindle organization
Molecular function (GO): microtubule binding; microtubule motor activity; ATP binding
Source: RefSeq, a predicted model, not a curated record